Molecule: messenger RNA, 664 nt
Organism: Arachis duranensis
Lineage: Eukaryota; Viridiplantae; Streptophyta; Magnoliopsida; Fabales; Fabaceae
Product: pathogenesis-related protein STH-2-like
Exons: 2
Coding region: 54-539 (161 amino acids)
Biological process (GO): abscisic acid-activated signaling pathway; defense response
Cellular component (GO): cytoplasm; nucleus
Molecular function (GO): protein phosphatase inhibitor activity; signaling receptor activity; abscisic acid binding
Source: RefSeq, a predicted model, not a curated record
CACACCCUUGAAUAUUGAUCUUAUAUGUGAUUUCUUCAAUAAUAAUAAUAAUAAUGGGUGUCACAGCAACAUUCACACAUGAGUUUUGUUCCUCUGUUGCUCCGCCACGCCUUUUCAAGGGCUUGAUCACAGACUCAAGUAAUUUGCUUCCAAAGCUAUUACCACAGUUGAUUAAAGAUGUCACCAUUAUCCAAGGAGAUGGAGAAGCUGGAACCAUUGAACAAGUUAACUUUGCACAAGCUAUCCCCUUCAAAUAUCUAAAACACAGGAUUGAUGUGGUUGAUAAGGAAAACCUGGUGUGCAAAUACACUAUGAUUGAAGGGGAUCCAUUGGGAGAAAAGCUUGAGUCUAUAGCUUAUGAGGUGAAUUUUGAGGCCAAUAGUGAUGGAGGUUGCAUAUGUAAAAUGACUAGCAAAUACAAUGCCAUAGGUGAUGCUGAAAUUAAGGAGGAAGAAGUAAAGGAAGGAAGAGAAAGCUCCAUUGGAAUUUGUAGGGUUGUGGAAGCCUACCUAUUGAAGAAUCCACAAAUUUAUGCUUAAUUAUUUUAUUUAAUUAUUAUAUAUAAGAGAUGAUGAUAUACAAACUUUAUUCCAUUUUUUUAUAGAAUUUAAUUCUUAUUAAGUCCUCACUUCUCAUGUGGGUUUUGCAAAAUAUUUGUAUUUUU